GGAUAUGGAAAUGAACUGCCUUUGCCGAGAAACCUCAGUCAAACCAAGUCUCGAAAACACAAUGGCAAAAGCCCGUGGAAGAGCGUCAUGCUCUUCGUAUAUGUGUCGAUAUCUCUCAUCUUCACAGCUCGCUCGCUUCUUAGAAAACGCUUCGCAACCCAACCGAGUUUUGGAAUAGCUACCCAGUCAGAGGACCCAAGCUCAGAAUUCAGAGACGACGUCUUCCCUUUCCGCCAACCUGCACCAUGGGAUAUCUCGACAGAUUUUCCCUAUCCACGUCUUCUGGAGUACGACGUAACAGAAGGAACAUGGCUGAGAUUGGACGUACAUCCCGUGACAGGAGACAUUGUAUUUGACAUGGCUGGCGAUCUGUAUUGUUUGCCUGCAGAGUCUUACAAGAGUGGAGGAGUUACCACUGCAAACCCCAUUCUCGUCGGGGUUCCAUAUGACUCAGACCCACAUUUCUCGCCCCAGGGAGAUAAGCUCGUGUUCAGAAGUGAUGCAGAGCUUGGGUUUGAAAACAUUUGGGUAAUGCAGUGGUCGGGAUGCGAGGAGAUGAACGUUAGGUCCGGCUCUUCUGACGUGGAGCUUCGGGAAGCCCUGAAAGUGAAAGAGCACGAAGAUAACUUACUUGCCAAGGGUGUGUCUGAGACUGGGCACAGGAAACGUAGAAGGCUGGUCAGGGAAGGUCGUUUGGGAGCGACGCGAGUCACCAAUGAAACUUAUCACUGGGUUUCUGACGCCAGGUUCCAUCCAUCCGGCUCUAAAGUAGUUGCAACGAAGUGGUAUUACACAAGUCGUAGUCUCGGCUCGGGAGAGGGAUGGGAGUAUGAUAUAUCCGAAUGUGCUGAAGUGGGGGUUGGGGCUGGUCGCCGAGUUGUUAGCAGAAGCCUUCCUACGGGUUGGGGUGCCACAAAUUAUGGCGACCAGCAGAUUGGGCCUGAGCAGUUCGUAUGGGCAGGAGAGGAUAAACUUAUAUUCUCAAAGAAUAUACGCGACACACAAGGUACAUUUGCGUACAGUAAAGAUGUUCAUAAGGGGAUAUAUGCUAUUUUCUCCAAAAAUCUCACUUCUGGUAAGACGGAGACAAUAGUUGACGCCUACCCAGGAGGAGCGAGCAGACCUGAACUAUCGCGGGAUGGACGCACACUUGCUUUCGUUCGCCGUGUGCGAGAUAAAGAGGCACUGGUACUAAAGGACCUGCAAAGCGGUACGGUUCACAAUAUAUGGUAUGGUCUCACCUACGACCUCUCGACAAUUUCUGCCCCCAUGGGUACCUAUCCAUCCUUUGCGUUUUCACCGAACGACGAUGCCGUCAUCAUCUGGGCUGCUGGACAAAUAUACUCUGUACCACUAUCCCUCAAUUUGUAUGGCGAAAAAAUUGCUGGGGGCACUCCUUCUCCCAUCCGCUUCGUCGCUCACAUCGAAAAGCGCUUGGCAGAAACUCGGCAAGCUGAGACCGACAUCGUUGGGUUAGAAACCCAAGACCUACAGAGAGUGCACGCUUUUAAAGAACUAAGAGUCGACUACAAAGGGAAGAGGGCAAUAUUCCAGGCAGCCGGCAUCACAUAUAUCCAAGAAGUUGGCCAUGACACCUCUAUCGCUGAGAAGAUCCCUGUGUUGAAACCUGAACAGCCGUAUUAUUCUCCCGCAUUCGUCAGCGGUUUUGAUAACAUUAUACUUCAUGCUCGCUGGUCAGAUGCAGACUUCACAACAUUGGAGAUAGCCAACCUAUCAUCCCAGACUGCCCAUGAGGUGACCGGCCUACCUCUUGGACGAUACUAUUCUCCUGUUUUGUGCGAGUGUAUCGGGACAGGUCGUAUGAUUGCUUUUGUCAAGACUGGUGGUGAUCUUUUGACGGGAGAUAUCGUCGCGACUGCUGGAGAAGGACUCUACAUCGGUCAUAUCACACUUCCAUCUUAUCCCGAUGACAAAGUUAUUGUCAGUGAUCUCAAGUUUGUUUCCAGUGAAGUGGACACGGAAGACGUUAUCAAGCUACAAUUUCUAGACUCAAACAAGAAACUUCUUGUGCAGCAGUCUGAUCGAGCGUUCAUCAUCAAUAUCAAUGCUGGCGCCGACACCUUCGGGAACUAUCUACAUGAAACUCUUGCUUCGGGCAAAGAGACUGACGAAAUUAUUGUUUCUACACGCUCAAAAGGAGACAAAACGGCGGUCUCUGGUGUUGCUUUUGUUAAUCUGUUUCACGUUUAUUAUGUUCCUGGAACUGUUUCUCCAGAAGAACCGGUCUGGAGUAAACCAGGGAAUGCUACCGCCCACCUUGCGAGACUCAGUUUGGAUGGAGGACACGAUGUGACAAUUAGUCGUGACGGAAAGGUUGUUUUUUGGCUUCUUGGCCCUUAUCUACAUUACCUUGAGCUGUCCAAACUGUCUCAAUGCUCAUCAGACAUUAACAAAGAUCCUUCAAACUUUGGUAUAUCCUGCAUAAAGGGUAUUUUGAAUUACCAAGAGAUUUUUGUACAUCACUCUAGUGAUAUUGCAAGAUUGAAACAAGAAGCAUUAGACUUGGAUCCGGCUAACCUCAACGCCGAUCUGCUUGUGAUAAAAAAUGCUACCAUACUCACGAUGGAUAAAGCAUUUUCUGAGAAUGUGCUACACGGCGGUGUUUUGACCGUUAGGGGCGGAGUCAUCGAGUCUGUGAACCUCCAGCACGAAGCAGUUAUCCCCAAUGGUGCGACCGUGGUGGAUGCUGAAGGAGGCUUUGUCAUCCCCGGGUUCAUCGAUGCGCACGCUCAUUGGGAUGGUUUCGAAACUCUUUACCCAGCCGCUUCGUGGGAAUUGGAGACUUUCCUUGCGUAUGGGGUCACUACUCUUCACAACCCCAGUUCGCACAAUGUGCUUGGAUACAUUGAACGCAGUCGUUUAGAGAGUGGGCAAAUGGUUGGCCCGAGGAUAUUCCACACUGGUAGAAUCAUUUAUGGUGCUUCGUCGCUCGCAUACCAUCAAGAUAUUGCCGACUCUGACGAAGCGCGCACCGCAUUGUUGAGAAUAAAAGUUGAAGGUGGUCCCGCAAGCUUCUCCUACAAAAAUUACAACCUUCCUUCGAGAGCUUCCCGCCAGAGACUAUUAUUGGAAGCUCGCAAUUUUUCUAUGCUUUGUGUUCCUGAGGGAGGAAUGAAUUACGACUGGGAUUUGACAUAUAUCAUAGAUGGCAUGACAACCGUGGAACAUAAUCUCCCUGUCGCCAAACUAUAUGACGACAUACUCACACUUUACGCACGAAGCGGAACUGGGGCAACUCCUACUCAUAUCGUCAAUUAUGGUGGUGUGCACGGAGAGCAGGUUGUUUGGGCUACACAAAACGUGCCCAAUGAUCCGAAGCUAAGGCGGUUCACUAGGCAUGACGUACUGGAAGGCCUGUCCGAAUCUACAGCUCGACCUCAUAAUUCGCUGGCCUUCUACAAUACCUCGGAGUCUAUUGCUAACCUGGUCGACAGGGGCCUAUUAGCGCAUAUCGGAGCUCAUGGCGAACCUCCAUUGGGACUUAAUUAUCACGAAGAGAUGUUCUUCGCCACAGUUGGUGGUCUCAGCAACUACGAGGUUAUACGUGCGGCGACAUCUUCGGCAGCGAUCACCUUCGGACUUUAUGAUUCCCUUGGUUCCUUGACUCCUGGAAAACUUGCCGACAUCCUCAUUUAUCCUUCAGGUAUUGAUUUGCUACACGAUGAUAUUCGUACGUCUCGUGAGAUUAGGUACGUGGUAAGAGGUGGGCGUAUAUGGGACGCCGAAACGAUGGUCGAGGUGUGGCCUGUCAAGGGAAGGAAACAAGUCAUUCCACCGAUCAAUGCAGACUAACUUUUGAGAUGCUGUGUCUAAUAUUAACCUGUAAAUUGCUUUAUGCUGUGAAUACACUUUUAUCCACAACGUUGAAUGCAAGUUAUC
Molecule: messenger RNA, 3900 nt
Organism: Serpula lacrymans var. lacrymans S7.9
Lineage: Eukaryota; Fungi; Basidiomycota; Agaricomycetes; Boletales; Serpulaceae
Exons: 13
Coding region: 88-3813 (1241 amino acids)
Molecular function (GO): hydrolase activity, acting on carbon-nitrogen (but not peptide) bonds
Source: RefSeq, a predicted model, not a curated record